CUUCAUAAAACCCUAGCCAGCUUGCUAUUUUUGCAAAGCAAUAGGCUUUUUCCAAAAGAAAAUGGGCAACAAAAGCUCUUCGAAGUCCAAGACCGAUUCUCAGCAAACAAACACCACCAAGAGGAUCACAUUCAAUGGACUAGGCAACCUCAUUAGGCUCCUUCCCACCGGGACCGUCUUCUUGUUCCAAUUCCUCAACCCCGUCUUGACGAACAACGGCAAGUGCCACGCUGUUAACAAGUACCUAAGUGCCCUACUAAUCGGAGCUUGUGGCCUUUCGUGUAGCCUUGCUUGCUUCACUGAUAGCUACACAGGGAGUGACGGGGAAACCCACUACGGGUUCGCCACGGCCAAGGGACUCUGGCCUAGCUCUAGCUCUAGCUCGAGCUCGAGCUCGAGCUCUGGCGAUUCUGUGGACUUGUCGAAGUAUAAGCUUCGGUUCGGAGAUUUCGUCCAUGCUUUCUUUGUGGUGAUUGUUUUCGCAGUUCUGGUGUUGUUGGAUAGCAACACCAUGCGGUGCUUCUAUCCGUCUUUCGAGAAUACGGAGAAGACUUUGCUCAUGGUCAUGCCAACUGUGAUCGGCACCAUCUCAGGCGCGGUGUUCAUGUUGUUCCCAACCUCGCGCCACGGAAUUGGGUAUCCUUCAAGUGACACUAGCACUACCUCGGAGAGCAAAGCUUAAAGAGCUUGACGAUACACAUAA
Molecule: messenger RNA, 703 nt
Organism: Eucalyptus grandis
Lineage: Eukaryota; Viridiplantae; Streptophyta; Magnoliopsida; Myrtales; Myrtaceae
Product: protein DMP2-like
Exons: 1
Coding region: 62-682 (206 amino acids)
Biological process (GO): endomembrane system organization
Source: RefSeq, a predicted model, not a curated record